AUGAGUUCGAAAUUCAUAAUCGAUAGUAUGCUACCAAAGUAUCACCACCAGUUUCAUCACCAACAACUGUUCACUAGCACGAAUCCCGGUACGAUCCAGGCGUGUACCGCUGCGAGCAGUCCGGCGAGCGCGGCUGCGAGCUUAGAAUCAAGCCUAUCCGCGGCUGCGGUCGCGGCCGCGGCAGUAAAUUACGCACAGCAACACAAUUCGCCGAGUCCGACGGGCUCGAGCCCUCAACACUCGGGUAGUUCGGCCUCGACCUCGCCGGCGGCCCGCACCACAUCAAGCAUGUAUCCUUACGUUUCGGCAGCAGCCGCGCACCAUCAUCACCAGCAACAGCAAGCGGUCGCGGCGGCCGCGUUCGGUGCGACCUCCAGCAUGGUACCUGGGUUCGGUUCGAGCGCGGCCGCAGCCUCGAGCGCUGCCCUCGCCGCGGCAGCGGCCGUCGAUGCUGCGACAGCAGGUGACAAAUCUUGCCGAUAUACCGCCAACCUUGCUGGCAAUGUCGCACCCACAUCGGCUGACCCGAUGGUCAACUACACCCUCGGCCAUCAUCAUCAAAACGGUGCUACUCCUGGUAGCCUCGUCUCUUCCGCCUCAGCUUCCUCUGCCGUCUCAGCCGCAUCCGCAUCUAUGGCCGCGGCGGCACAAUUCUAUCACCAGGCUGCCGCGGCCUCGGCUGUUGUCGACCCUCUCACCUCCUGCCAGCAGCCUACCACCGGUCAGCCUGGUAUUUCGGACAUUCCUCGCUAUCCCUGGAUGUCCAUCACGGAUUGGAUGAGUCCCUUUGACAGAGUCGUAUGUGGUCCAAAUGGUUGUCCGAGGCGUCGAGGAAGACAAACGUACACGCGAUUUCAAACGUUGGAAUUGGAAAAGGAGUUUCAUUACAACCAUUACCUAACGCGACGGCGGCGAAUAGAAAUCGCGCAUGCCCUAUGCCUGACGGAACGGCAGAUCAAGAUCUGGUUCCAGAAUCGCAGAAUGAAGCUGAAGAAGGAGAUGAGGGCGGUUAAGGAGAUCAACGAGCAGGUGAGACGAGAACGAGAGGAACAAGACAUGAUGAAGAAACAGCAGGCUGAGAAACAGGCGAAGAUGCAGCAGGAACAACAAAAUGCAGCACUUCAGCAUCAGCAACAACAUCAUGUAAGCGGUCUGGACAAGUCGCAGAGCGAUCUACUGAAGGCGGUUAGUAAGGUGCCGACAUAG
This is a messenger RNA of Polistes dominula (European paper wasp), 1206 nucleotides long. Its product is annotated as homeobox protein abdominal-A homolog. NCBI's taxonomy places the organism in Eukaryota, Metazoa, Arthropoda, Insecta, Hymenoptera, Vespidae. Gene Ontology annotation, biological process: anterior/posterior pattern specification; negative regulation of transcription by RNA polymerase II. Gene Ontology annotation, cellular component: nucleus. The record is from RefSeq and is a predicted model, not a curated record. Gene Ontology annotation, molecular function: DNA-binding transcription factor activity, RNA polymerase II-specific; RNA polymerase II cis-regulatory region sequence-specific DNA binding.